AAAAUUUCAAAAUUAACAAUUAAUUUUCGACGCCAAUCACAAGUAAAGUGUUUUUUUUUUAUUUUAUGUUGGGUUAGGAAGGAAUAAUUAUUCGCCCUUAGCCUAUAGACAUGGCUCGUUGCAAUGAAAAUUUGGAAUUAACUAGAUUCUUUGAUAAUGACAACAGCGUUGGUGUGCGGUUGGCAGAACAUCUUCGAAAGGAUUGUGGACGCGUAGCAUCACGCCCAUAUAUUGCGUUUCCGAGCUUAGAGGGAGAACGAUUAAGUACGAGUAGCUUGGAAAUUCUUUUAGGCAGACCUUCUAAUAAUGACGUUGACGUCUUUGUGGAACCUCUGCAGCGAACAGAAAGCAAAAAUGCAGGAAAAAGUCAUGAUUUAAAAAAACAAAAAAAGCAUCAAACACGCGCCAGCCAAAAGAUAUAUAUGGAGAUAUAUAAUGGAGCCCCACCCAUAGAGAAUGUCGAAAAUCAAUCGCCGAUUCCAAUUACUGACUCCAGAGACUCUGAUGGGUCGUCACUUCCACAUCAUCCAAAAUGUUUUACUCCUCGGACUUCUGCUUCACGUAAAAGUAUUGAAGUGCCUCCGGCUGACCAUUUGAGACGUCUAAGUCUUAAACGCUUAUCUAAAAUAAGUAGUAGUCGUCGGACUUUAUUGCAAGAAUUUGAAAGCACCGUGCCAGACGUUAGUUUUAACCCGCGUAUAUUUAGUACCCCCAGAACCAGAAAAUCAAUCAAUGAUUGUGAAGAUGGUUUGAGUUUAAAUAAUUUGUCAGAAUCUUCUAAUCGUGCCAAGGAUGGACCAGACUUUUUUAAAAAACCCAUUCGCGAGAGUACAAAUUUGGAUUGGUCUGCAAUAGAACGCAUGGAUGAACAAUUAAAGGCUGUUUUGGCAUGCACAACCAACUCUGGUGAAACUGAACAUGAUAAGCAAAAUGAAAACUUACCAAUCAACAAGAAAUUCGGCGAAUCGGAAAAUAACAGUGAAAACGUUUUCAAUGUGGUACAUAGUGUGAAUCAGAUUUGCAAUAAAGUUAGCAAUUCGAGAAAAUCUGGCAAAGAAUUGGAAGUUUCAGAAGAGGUCGGGAAGGAGAAAAAAAAUGCGUCGUCAAAGAAGGAAAAUUCGGCAAAGUCUACGCCAUCGGAGGGAGUUAUCUCAAAAGCCAACCAACGUAAGUCGUGUAUGCAGACAGAUGCCAAUUUACCGCCAGAGCCAAAUAUAGAAGAAGACCGACCUGUAUCGGUGGAAACUCUUAACGAGCCAUCAAAGGAAGCGACCACAUGCAACAAAAAUCAAUCCUACACACAACCUCAAGAGGAGUCUUUGAAUGGCUGUAUCUAUGCCAAAGAACUGUCUGAUUUCGGAAAUAAUGAAAUUCUAGAUCUUCGCAAACGGAAAUCGAAUAAUCGUCGUAGUAGAAAAAGAAAUCUUGUUGAUCGAAUUAUUCUUGAACUUCCAGACCAAGAGCAGCAACAAGGAGAACAUGCGACGACGAUAAAUCGAUAUGUUGAGGUAGGCACUGUUCAAGAGCAGCAACAGGAAGGAGAAGUUGAAGAGAUAAGUAUGGGUGACGUGCAUAUUCUAUCAGUGCCAGAUGCCUUUCGCGAUUUUGCGGUUAAUACACAUAGUGAAAAUAAUGGUAUUGGUAAUAACAAUUUAUUAGUUGACGAGACUCCAGCCGAUCUUGUAUCAUUUAAGGAUUCCAAUACACAACAGACUAGACGUGCGAGAUCUACGAAAGGAUCGCCUAAUCUUCUGAAAAAGUAUCUAGAUUUACCUCGAAGAAUUUCUCUCCGCAAAAAAGCAAAUGCUUCGCGGCAAUCAACGCGACCACUCUACACCGAACCCAACUUAAACGAAGUGUUGGCAACUAACACGUCACAGCACGCUGAUAUUGCCUGCGUGAUUAGAGAACCUACAACCAAUUUACCUCCCGUACCGUCUCGGUCAGACAUACCUGAGAACAUUCCACCGCUCAGAGUAGUAUCAUCUCAUCAUGCAGAUAUGUCCGAUCGGUUUUUCAUUACUUCAGUUGAAACGGCCCCAUUAUUACAACCGCCGCAAGAAUUUGGUACAAAUACACGUGUCAGCGAUUCUUUUGCUAAUGUUACAGAUAAUACAGCCUUUCCAGAUGAGUUGAAUAUCAUAACAAAAGUUAAAGACCGAGGAAAUAGCCAAGAUGGAAAGAACGCAACGAUCGUUAAUAAAGAAAAACCGUUAGUCUCACUAAACGAUUCCGAAACCGUUUUCAAAAAACCCAAAGCAAGGGCGCCGCGAUUGAAAAACUCAAAAACAAAGGGUAAUGAAGUGACUUCAUCGGCUUUUGUUGAAAAAGAUAAACAUAUGACAAUUCAAUUAGAGGAGAGGAGAGAAGACAACGAAACAAAAAAACCGACACAUCCACCUAAUGGACGUGUCAAUAAAAAUGUUGUAAGUGCGGAAACACAAUCAGUGUUAAAGAAAUCACGGGAAAAACCACCGAGAUCAAGUAAAGCGAGAAAAUCCAAAAUGGUCUUAUCCACCAACCUGGAACAAACAAACAAUAGCGUCAGCUUGCGUAGAUCAAAACGGCAACCUGUACCAACGAAAGAACUUUAUUUUUUCGCCAAUAUGUACAACGAAGUCAUGGAGCGAAAUUAUAAAAGAAUGCAGAAAAGAAAAGAAAAUACUUCUCUGAAAGCUGAGAAAAUAAAAAAUGUUGUUCAAAAUUCUAACGACAGUAAUAGUUCGGGCGCUACCAAUAGCAGUCGACAGGCAGCAGUUGAAAAACCGGUUAUAAAGAAGACUGCAGCGAAAAAAACGAAGCUCAAAUUGGUCGAUGCAAUGAAGGAAGCAAAUCUAUCUACCAUACCGGAAAGCUGUCAUGAGAACAGUGUGAACGUCAGCCAUAUAAAUUUAAGACAGAAGCCCCCUAUCGAAUCUCUUAAUUUUAUAUUCGAUCAAUUGCGUGAUAACAGCAGAUUAUCAGAAAGCAAUCAAUUAACAUCAACAGUUAAUGUCUUUCCCGAUCAACCAAAAGAACAAAACAGGGAACCUCGUAAACUACGGGUCCGCUUGCGGAGAUUAAAUUGGAAUAAUAGAGAUCGAUGCGUUAAUAAUUGUACAACAACUACUAGUCCGCUGUCACCUCCUUCAACACCGUCGUUAACGUACAGUAAUAGCUCGUCCACUACAUUAGCCACUAGUGAAUUGAUAUCGUGGUUGAAAAAUGCUACUGGGAUUAGAAAUCCAUCCCGUGAAAUCUUUCGAGAUAUGCGUAUUUCCAAAAAAUCAAGUUUGUCAUUUAACGAAAUUCAAGGUGUAGAAUAUGCUUUCUAUGAUACCGAUGAUAAAACUUCGUUAGGCUAUUUACGUUUUAAACCAAAGCAAAUUAAACCUAAAAAAUGUGCAAAACGAUAUCAUUUACAUUUUAUUGUUUUGGAGAGCAACUUUUGCAUAUCAACCAAUUCAGAAAAAAUAUUAUUAAAACCUGGUGAUAUGGCAGCAAUAGAGAAAGGAACUCAUUAUGAUAUUGAAAAUUUAACCGACGAAAAGGGUAUCUUAAUGGUCAUUAAAAAAUGAGGAUUGUUAUAGUUCUUGAUUUUUUCAAUUUAUAUGCUUAACAUUUGUAAGAUUAAUAAUGAAAUA
Glossina fuscipes is the source of this 3623-nucleotide messenger RNA. RefSeq lists its product as uncharacterized. The record is from RefSeq and is a predicted model, not a curated record. The transcript is spliced from 9 exons. The coding region runs from base 111 to 3557 and encodes 1148 amino acids. NCBI's taxonomy places the organism in Eukaryota, Metazoa, Arthropoda, Insecta, Diptera, Glossinidae.